Molecule: messenger RNA, 1811 nt
Organism: Sorex araneus (European shrew)
Lineage: Eukaryota; Metazoa; Chordata; Mammalia; Eulipotyphla; Soricidae
Gene: UBAC2
Product: UBA domain containing 2
Exons: 9
Coding region: 121-1158 (345 amino acids)
Molecular function (GO): protein binding; serine-type endopeptidase activity
Source: RefSeq, a predicted model, not a curated record
CCGGAGCCGCCGGGGCCGCGCCCCGCCCCGCCGCGAGUGCGCCUGCGCAGCCGCCUGCUCGCCCGGCCGCCGCUUCCCCUCCCCCUGGCCCCCCGCGGGGGCUCCGGCUCUGGCGGGACCAUGUUCACCAGCACCGGCUCCAGCGGGCUCUACAAGGCCCCGCUGUCCAAGAGCCUCCUGCUGGUGCCCAGCGCCCUGUCCCUCCUGCUGGCCCUGAUCGUGCCUCACUGCCAGAGGUUCUUCGUGUAUGACCUCCAGGCCGUCAAGGAUGACCUCCAGAUUUGGAGGCUGAUCUGUGGAAGAAUCAUUUGCCUUGACCUAAAGGAUGCUUUCUGCAGCAGCCUGCUGAUUUAUAAUUUCAGAAUAUUUGAGAGGAGAUAUGGGAGCAGGAAAUUUGCAUCCUUCCUGCUGGGCUCCUGGGUGCUGUCGGCCGCCGUGGACUUCCUGCUCGUCGAGGCCGUGCGCGUCUCCUUCGGCAUCACCGCGGCCCGGAGUCUGCCCUCUGGCUUCCUGGCGCCUCUGUUUGCUCUGUUUGUCCCGUUUUACUGCUCCAUACCGAGGGUCCAGGUGGCUCAAGUGCUGGGUCCGCUGGCCGUCACGAACAAGACGCUGAUCUAUAUACUGGGGCUGCAGCUUUUCACCUCUGGUUCCUACAUCUGGAUUGUAGCCAUAAGUGGACUUAUCUCCGGCAUCUGCUACAACAGCAAAAUGCUGCAAGUGGACCGUGUGCUGUGUGUGCCCGGCUGGGUGGCCAGGUUCUUCUCCUGCACCCUCGAGCCCAUCUUCUCGUCGUCGGAGCCGGCCACCGAGACCCGCAUCGGCAUGGGCGCCACGGUGGACAUCCAGAGGCAGCAGCGGAUGGAGCUGCUGGACCGGCAGCUCAUGCUCUCACAGCUAGCCCAGGCCCGGCGGAACCGGCAGGAGCAUGGGCGCGUGCUCGACUGGAACCGGCUCUUCCCACCCCUGCGGCAGCGGCGCAACGCCAACGACCAGGAGGGCCGGCGCCCGGAGCAGCCCACCGCCCCGCCGCUGGAGGUCUCCGAGGAGCAGGUGGCCCGGCUGAUGGAGAUGGGCUUCUCCCGGGGGGACGCCCUGGAGGCCCUGCGAGCGUCCAACAAUGACCUGAACGUGGCCACCAACUUCCUGCUGCAGCACUGACCGGCCGCCCUUCCCGGCUGGUGGCCCGCGGGCGCGGACUGAGUCGCUGUGAGUUAGCAUGUCGCUCUAGCUUCCCUGUCCCGAGGGGCGCUGCCUGCUCCUUCCCGAUGGACUGGACGCCAGCGGGCGAUGGCCGGCGAGGCCACGCUGCCCCUGGGACGCCCCCUCGAGGGUCCUUGAGAAAGGACGCCGCCUCCCGGAGGCCUCCCUUCCCUGCCGGCUCUCUCCACGUCCCCGCCCAGACCUGCCUCAGGCCCCGCGUGCGGCCCUGUGGCCCGACCCGGCCCCCCCCCCCAGCCUCCUUCACCCGGCCUCCGUCGUCAAACACCAGCCGUGAUCCGGUUCUGAGUCGAGGUUUGGGGUGGGGGACGCCUCUCGGGGUCCACGGGCGCCGCCCCAAGCCACCCGCGGCGAGCGCCCACGGCAGCAAACACCUGUGGGGUCCCAGGUGGUGUGGCCGCUCCGUGACCGGCCCCGUCCCCAGGGCGGCAAGCAGAGAGCAGGCCAGGGGCCCGCAUGGGAAGCUGCCGCCACCAUCCAAGACGGAGAGAAAUUGUGCAAGUGUUGUCUUCUGCAAAAUGAGCAGGAAUGUAUCAAAUUGAUGCAAAUUUGGACAUAUGUGAGCUGUACAAUAAAGUUUUUAAUGUGUUUUA